AUGAAAUCGAACACUAAACGUCAACAUUCUAAUCAGGCCCGAUCAAUACCCAUACGAAAGGAUGAUGAAGUCCGAAUUGUGCGUGGUAGUAACAAAGGUCGUGAAGGCAAAGUGCUUCAGGUCUAUCGUAAGAGAUGGGUUAUUUACAUCGACCGCAUCACCAAGGAGAAACAGAAUGGUGGCGUUGUACACCUUGGUAUUCAUCCUUCGAAAGUUGUUGUUCAUAAAUUGAAGCUAGAUAAAGAUAGAAGAAAUCUUCUGGAACGGAAGAAUAGGUCCGCCCCAAGUAAGGGCAAGGGCAAGGCCGCGGAAGAUGAUGCUAUGGAAGAGGUAACGAUUAUGAUGUGA
Molecule: messenger RNA, 348 nt
Organism: Paraglomus brasilianum
Lineage: Eukaryota; Fungi; Glomeromycota; Glomeromycetes; Paraglomerales; Paraglomeraceae
Source: the annotation of a GenBank genome assembly